Candoia aspera is the source of this 1109-nucleotide messenger RNA. RefSeq names its product CD74 molecule (gene CD74). The transcript is spliced from 9 exons. Gene Ontology annotation, molecular function: cytokine receptor activity; macrophage migration inhibitory factor binding; MHC class II protein binding. Gene Ontology annotation, biological process: antigen processing and presentation; negative regulation of intrinsic apoptotic signaling pathway in response to DNA damage by p53 class mediator; positive regulation of kinase activity. Bases 131 to 892 code for a protein of 253 amino acids. Lineage: Eukaryota; Metazoa; Chordata; Lepidosauria; Squamata; Candoiidae. The record is from RefSeq and is a predicted model, not a curated record. Gene Ontology annotation, cellular component: cell surface; membrane; cytoplasm.
GGUGUUUCGAUUUUCACUUCCCUCAUUUGCUUUGAAGAAACCUCUGAAGAGCCCAACAAACUUUGAGAAGUUCCCACUUCACAGCCAUCAAGCACAUUGCCAGAACUCAGCUCCGGAGACAACUAAGGCCAUGGAGGAUGACCGUAUUCUUCUCCCACAACCUGGUUCUGCAGGACAACAAGCACGGACUUCAUGCAGCCGGGGAACUGCCUACACUGUCUUUUCUCUCCUGGGGGCCUUGCUCCUUGCUGGCCAGGCUGUGACUGUCUACUUUGUGUAUCAACAUGACAACCAAAUCUCCAAACUGACCCAGAACACUCAGCAACUGAAAUUGGACUCGCUGACUGGCAGCAUCUCUAAAAAUCUCAAGUCAGCUCCAAAGAUGGCAAUAGCCAAUGUGAUGCCUUUGGCCCUGAGUGACCCAGAGUUUUUGAAGAUGCAAAACCAACUGACUAAUAGCACUGAGGAUCAAGUCAAACGAGUUCUCUUGCGAGAAAACCCAACCAGAAAGUUUCCGGAAUUAAAAAGUGACUUCAUGGAAAAUAUAGGACAACUGAGGACCCUCAUGGCUUAUAACGACUGGAAGGAUUUUGAAACCUGGAUGCACAAGUGGCUGAUCUUCCAAAUGGCCCAAAAACAGAACUCAGAAGAAAAGGAGAAAACCAAGUGCCAGCAAGAAGAGUGUGGUAAGGGUGUCCAUCCAGGAAGAUUCUGUGCCCAUUGUGAUGAAAAGGGGGACUAUCUGCCUAGGCAGUGCCUUGCCAGCAGUGGCUAUUGCUGGUGUGUCUACAAAAAUGGCACAAUGAUCGGGGGCACUAAAAUCCGUGGACGUCCAGAAUGUGCUGGCAUUUUAGAUCCUGAGAAUGUGACAUAUUCUGGAGAUCAGAACUGAUGGACCUCUUCAGAAAAUGUGAAACAAGGAGGCCAGCCCAUCAGCUUAAGAAAGCCAAAUUGUCUUCUUCAGCUUGUUCCAGUUUUGCUCUGCUUGGCUGUUAAUUUCUCAUAUUACAGUAGCAGCAACCGCUUCUAAAUUCAUCAGCUUAAGCAUUAUCCUUAGUGGAAAGGAGGGAAGGGUGAAAAGCAGCUUAAUUAAAUAUUACUGCCAACAA